Messenger RNA from Photinus pyralis (common eastern firefly), 2113 nucleotides. RefSeq lists its product as uncharacterized. Gene Ontology annotation, cellular component: membrane. Gene Ontology annotation, molecular function: sodium channel activity. NCBI's taxonomy places the organism in Eukaryota, Metazoa, Arthropoda, Insecta, Coleoptera, Lampyridae. Gene Ontology annotation, biological process: sodium ion transport. The record is from RefSeq and is a predicted model, not a curated record. The transcript has 5 exons. Bases 115 to 603 code for a protein of 162 amino acids.
GCCCGUGUGGAUCAAAAUACAAACACGUUCUAUACCUAUGGCAAUUGUAAGAUUCGCUGCAAAGUGGAAGUGGUAAUAAAAUACUGCAACUGUGUCCCGGUGUUUAGCAAUAUAAUGCACCACAACAAAGGUCACCUAAGACAGUGCCGUCUGACCGAUGUACCUUGUGUGUCCAAAUACAAUAAUAUUUUUUAUGACGGAUCACAUGUGAAUGCUUGUUCUUGUUUAUCUAACUGCUGGUAUGCAACAUAUAAGCUGGAGAUAUCAAAUGGAAAACUACUUAGAAACGACCGAACGGAUUAUUUAUUGCCUCCAAAUUACAAAAACGUCAGCUUGCUCUUUGUCUUUUUUGGCCGUAUGUUUAGCGAAAGUCAAAUGGCUACCGUGGUGAAUACUUGGGAGGAGUUGAGCGGAUUAUACGGAGGACUUCUCAGCUUGUUUGCUGGUUUCAGUUGUGGAGUUCUGCUUGAGCUAAUACAAACAGUUGUCGAGUUGAUAGAAGAGAAAAGUUUUAAAGAUGCAAUGGGUACGUCGAAAAGAAACAAACGCAAGCGAAGCUCGAAGAAGCGCGCGAAAUUGACAAGAAAGGAAAAUCGGUGGUAAAACGAGCAUUAGCAACAAUGUUUUUGUAAAUUGUCACACACGCAAUAAAUACUAAUGUAGGAGUUUGAGUAAUGCUAUGAGCAUUGUUGGUAUUUAAACAAUGCUAUGAGAUAAUGUUUUCAACACACUGCACAAUUCAUGGUGCUUGAGCAUUAAUAGUAUACAAGUGUAUACCAAGGUUGCGAAAUAAUUGUUUGGUGUACCGAGACAAUAAGUUGUGGCCGAGGUGUAAGCCGAGGCAAAAACCUCUUUCGGUACACCAAACACAUUUUGCAGGCGCGGUGUGCACACCAUUUUUUGUGCAAUCGCAAUAUUUAUAAAUAAAAAUAAAUUUUCAAUUUUAAUAUCUAACGACCCUUUGUCAAUUGUGGCCUGAUGCCAUGGGAAAGUGUACGUAAUAGUGUUGCCAUGGUUUUCCAUUAAUAAAUAUUACACAAAAUGCUCCAAUUUUACUUAUUAUAGCUAUAGGGGCCGCUAGAGAGGUGGCGAAGUGCAAGGUUGGUAUAUACAGGUUGCCUCGUAACUAUCGACCAAUAGCAAUCGAGGCGCGAAUACGUCACUGGUAUCCCAAAAUUUAUACGAAAUAAUAAAUGCAUGCAGCAAUACAGCUGGAAAAUUUGAUGCGUAGCUAUUGUUUACAGUUCUUUCAUUACGUUUACGGUUCUUUCAUUACGUUUGAAUCGUUUAUCUAGUGAAACACAAAUAUUCAGUUUUAUAUUUUAAAAUUUAGUAAUUAUAAAUCGUUAUAAAUAAUACAGUCAAUCUUCGUCUGAUGUACCAGUGUUUACCGUGAAAGAUAAACAGCUUCAUCUAACAAUCAAUUGCGUAGUCACAGUUUAUAUCGUCUCUACACUUAAGUCUUCGAUUUGUAGAUGAGAUAGGCGGUAUCAACGAGACCAUAUGAUCCUCCUGCUUCGGUCAGUUUUAAACACGUUCAUCUUCUGCCGGCCCGCAAGCACUAAAUAAGAUGUAGGUUCCGUCAAAAAAUUUGACCGGAUGUCUUAUUUUUCCCUAAAGCAUCAUUUUCUUUCAUUCUCCGUAAAUAUCGUGACCGCCAAUCAACAAUGUUGCUACGUUCCAUCAAUAAUUGAAAUUGAAAUUAACAUUACCUAAUUUAGUUAUGAGUUUUAUUGAUUUGCCGUCACAGCAGCAGCUAGCUCUAGCCUUUUCCAAAGGAAAUGCCCACAUACUGGCAGCUUUCUGUUUGUCAAAGAAUUCCACGACCCUUUUAAUAAUAUUUCUAGCUUCUGAAUGCACAGGUAUUACAGGAGGUUCAAUAUAUGUAUAACCUUACGCGUAUGUCACAUAAGCGGUAAUGACAAGAUAACGAAAUUUGAGUGGCUACCACUGACGUCACUAGCAGACGACUUGAUCCCCAUUACUGCAGUUACGAGGCAACCUGUAAUAUACCAACCUUGGGCGAAGUGCCCAUUUCGCAGCCGAUUGCACAAAAAUGUAUAUACUAUAUGUACUUAUAUUAUAUACUUUAUAUUAUGUGUAUUUUGACUGU